CUGGCAUCAAUUACAAUGAUGUAUUAUGAUUCAUGAUGUAUUCUUUGGACAAAUCUUUUGGGGAACAAAUGCCAGAGCCAGCCUCUUUCUCCCCUCUAAUCAUCGCAGGUCUUGCGCUUCACUUUGCUGAGGCGCAUUUUUUGGAGACGGCUAGAGUAUCCAUUGGUUCUGUAUUGCUGCCCUGUCAAAAUUAUGGGUUUGGAGGGUUUGAACGUUCAGGCUCAAGACGUAUCGGAGUGUCGUUCUCAAGUGACCACAGUACCAUGGGAUGCAAUGGAAGUACCGUAGAGAUGCCUUCAGGCUAUGAGGAGAGUUCUGUGAUUGCUUGGCCUAACGCGCAAGAUGCGAAGGAUGUAUCCAUCCGCAUGGAAGAGCCCAGAUUGAGUUUCCAUUCCAUGGAGGACCUCAAAAUGGAUGCAGAAUCUUCAAAGCACCUCCCGCCCAUGCGGACGACAUAUGAGCGACACAUGGCGAGGCUUGAGCAGUUUCUCAAGAAGGUGGACCAAGAGAAGCUCAACCAAGCUGUCCGCAGCAAACGCAUCGUUCACAAGGCGAGGCAAGAAAUGCGGUGGGGCAAGCAGGCGACAUGUGCCCCUGGCUCAUUGGUCGAGACUUACGCCUGAGACCAGAACACGCGUGCGCUUUGUUCCUAUGUGAGCAUUGCCCUUCCGAUGAUUGUGGAGGUUGGAUGAGGUUGGUGUUUCAGGUCCGGUUGUAGUCACUGAUGUAAGAGCGUUUCAAUCGGAAUUGAAAUUUUGAUACUCGGAGGUACGGAAAACGAGUCCCCUUGAGGAGGGACUCGCGCGCCUUUAUAUCCGGCUGUUGAUAUUACUCU
Messenger RNA from Durusdinium trenchii, 835 nucleotides. NCBI's taxonomy places the organism in Eukaryota, Dinophyceae, Suessiales, Symbiodiniaceae. The record is from the annotation of a GenBank genome assembly.